Messenger RNA from Varanus komodoensis (Komodo dragon), 1448 nucleotides. It is a transcript of the gene EXOSC9, whose product is annotated as exosome component 9. The transcript has 12 exons. Lineage: Eukaryota; Metazoa; Chordata; Lepidosauria; Squamata; Varanidae. The coding region runs from base 76 to 1395 and encodes 439 amino acids. Gene Ontology annotation, cellular component: cytoplasmic exosome (RNase complex); nuclear exosome (RNase complex). The record is from RefSeq and is a predicted model, not a curated record. Gene Ontology annotation, biological process: TRAMP-dependent tRNA surveillance pathway; U4 snRNA 3'-end processing; U5 snRNA 3'-end processing.
CGACCGGACUUUGCGAAGAAGCGGUGGGACGGGACUAGCUUGGGGUGGAAAGGCCAAGGAGAAGCGGUAGUAGCUAUGAAGGAAACACCGCUGUCUAAUUGUGAGAAGCGGUUCCUGCUACGGGCUAUCGAGGAGAAGAAGCGUUUGGAUGGACGACAGUGCUAUGAUUACAGAAACCUCCGCAUUUCCUUUGGGGCUGACUAUGGAUGCUGUAUCGUGGAGCUCGGAAAAACUAGAAUACUUGGACAAGUGUCAUGUGAACUUGUCUCUCCAAAGCCAAAUCGUGCAACAGAAGGUAUACUUUUCUUUAACCUUGAACUCUCGCCUAUGGCAUCACCAGCUUUUGAGCCUGGAAGGCAAUCUGAGCUGCUCGUAAAACUGAAUAGACUAUUAGAAAGGUGCCUAAGGAACUCCAAGUGUAUAGAUACGGAAUCACUUUGUGUUGUCGCUGGUGAAAAGGUGUGGCAAAUUCGUGUGGACCUGCAUUUGUUGAAUCAUAAUGGAAACAUUAUUGAUGCUGCAAGUAUAGCAGCAAUAGUGGCACUUUGCCACUUUCGGCGACCAGAUGUGUCUGUGCAAGGAGAAGAAGUCACACUGUAUUCCCCUGAGGAACGGGAUCCUGUCCCUCUGAGUAUCCACCACAUGCCUAUUUGUGUAAGCUUUGCUUUCUUCCAGCAGGGGACCUACUUAUUAGUGGAUCCCAGUGAACAGGAAGAACGAGUAAUGGAUGGCCUCCUUGUGAUUGCCAUGAAUAAACACCGUGAGAUUUGUACAAUUCAGUCCAGUGGUGGGAUUAUGCUCUUAAAAGAUCAGGUUCUGAGAUGCAGCAAAAUAACAGGGGUAAAAGUAGCAGAAAUCACAGAGCUAAUUCAAAAAGCUUUGGAGAAUGACAAAAACAUUAGGAAACAAGGGGGAAAAUUUGGAUUUGCAGAAUCUAUUUCCAACCAGAGAAUAACUGCUUUUAAGCUAGAACAGGCUCCAAUUGAUACCAAAGAUGUACAAGAGCAAGCUGAAAAAAUAAUUGCCAAAGCAGUCCCUCCUUCGGAUGUCUUGGCCAAGCCAAUUGUAUGGAGUUCUGGCACAGCCCAAAUUGGAGAAGGACUUGAGAAUUCAUGGGGAGAUUUUGAGGAAUCUGAAAAAGAAGAGGAGGAAGAUGAAUUUGCCCAGAAUGAACCUGUAACAGUAGAGGACCAAAAUAUGGAAACUGGAGAUGCUAAUGCUGGAAUCAUGGUUCAGAAAGAUGCAACAAUUGUGUUAUCUGACAGUGAAGAGGAAGAUAUUGUCAUUCUAGAGCCAGAAGUAACACACAAAAAGAGAACACCAUCUUCCCCCAAACCAGGCAGUACAAAAAAAAAGCCAGUUGGUAAAAAGAAGAAAAAAAGAGCUGUUUUGUAAAAUAAAACAUAAAAUAUUAUUUUUGUACAUUAAAGUUUUCCUAUACAAAAGCA